Messenger RNA from Scleropages formosus (Asian bonytongue), 3139 nucleotides. Its product is annotated as SKI/DACH domain-containing protein 1-like. Lineage: Eukaryota; Metazoa; Chordata; Actinopteri; Osteoglossiformes; Osteoglossidae. The record is from RefSeq and is a predicted model, not a curated record. Bases 588 to 2939 code for a protein of 783 amino acids. The transcript has a single exon.
GAGACGGGGGAGAGUAGCGAAGGGAGUGGUAACAGGAUGGAAUAUACAUUUUCAUUGCAUCACCUUGUAAGCGGCGUCCAAUCAGGGCUGGUUUCGGAGGGCAGUAAUUGAUGAAGGUGUCUUUUCACUUGGCUCACUCCCUCUUUCAUUUUAUUUGUAGCCAAAGCAGUUCGGGAAGAGCAGCUGCACAUGUGCUCCUGUUCUCUCUCUCUCUCUCUCUCUCUCUCUCUCUCUCUCUCGCUCUCUCUCUCUCAUAUCAGCUCUCUCCUUCUCUCUCUCCCCUCUCCGAUGCCCUCUGGAUCUGCUGCACCUUUUUCUUGUCCAUCUAGCAAAUGGAUUCGAGCAGCCAGGAAGCCUCGGUCCAAGAACAUGAGAGGACAGCUGCUUAUUUGUCCUGAAAACUGUAUAUAUUUCCAUUGAUUAAUCCGGGCCCCUAGCAAUGGAUUGAGUUUUCAUAUGUAUCUUAUUUUUGCUUAGUAUUUUUCUUAUGUGUUACAGGUAUGAAAAAACAAUGUGGACACAUUAACUGUCACCCAAAGGUACGCCGGCACAAUGCUGUCAAAUAAAGAAGGAACAGUUGGCUUUGGAUGCUCAUCGCUCCAGAUGUUAGAAGUGGCACCAUAGAGAAAAUGGGCGAUUUUGAUUGUGGUUUUGAAGAGAUGGAGGGUGUGAAGCUCGGUUACCUCGUUAUCAAAGGCAAGCAAAUGUUUGCUCUCUCGCAAGUCUUCACGGACCUCCUGAAGAACAUCCCAAGGACUACUGUGCACAAGCGAAUGGACUACUUGAAGGUGCACAAGCAUCACUGUGAUGUGGAGGAACUGCGGAAGCUCAAAGCGAUCAACUCCAUAGAUUUGCACGCGGCCGAGUGCACGCUGAUCUCCAGGGAAGACGUGGAAGCGCUGUACACCUCCUGCAAGACGGCGCGCUCACAGAGAGCCCCAAGGAGGAACGCGGAUCCGAGAUCGGAGCUCUGCAAUGCACAGUUUCGCUGGGAUCCCCUGCGCUCUUUUGGGGAAAAGCAAAUUUGCCUACGCCUGCAUGACGUUUCCCACCCCUGGUCUUUUAAACAGGGGCUCGGACGCCAGGAGGUGGUCGCGCCCCCGGCGGCUUGCAGUCUACCUCAAAUUUACAGUACUUCUGCGAGCCACGAGUGGCAAGCACUAACCAAGCCAUGCUGGAAAUACUGCAAAAACUAUGAAACAGCUGAAAAACCCGGCAGACACGUAGCACUGAAUUGCCGAUGUUCUCUUUUGAGGAGAGUGGCGUGCCAGUGCGCCAUCGUGGCGCCGUCCAGUCUCUUCUGCAGCGGGAGGAGCGGCCGGGAGCGCGUAGGGGGCCGAUUCCGGAGCUCGCGCAAAGCCACGAGCCAAGUUUUACUCCUUCCCACGUGCUGCAGGUCACAGGUGUCCAGCGACAGUUUGAACAGCGCCCACGUCCACCGUGAGCUGCUCCCGCACCACCACCACCACCACCACCAGCAUCGGCCUGGAGGUUUGCAGGACCUCUGCAGCAGCGACAGCGAGUCCAGCUCCAGCUCAGAGAAAGAGCAGCACCACUCCGACUUUGGAUCACGCGCGUCCAGCACCAGCGACUCCGCGCUCUCAGAUGAAGAGGAGGAUGAAACCCUGUCGGAAAGCUCGGACGCGACCGAUGAGGAGAGUUCAUCGCAGUCCGACUCCAGCUCUCAGUCCAGCCGCGCUUCGCUGCAGAGCAUUCGCUUCAGGCGCACGAGCUUCUCGGCCCCCAGCAGCAAAGCGCCUCUGCAAGGGGAGCCCGCUUCCCGUCACGAUCAUCGGCACAGCCACAGGGCAGCAAACCAGGACGGAGCGAUUCCGUUGGUCCAGUAUCAUGGUGGCCUUUCGAGAAAAAUCAAGAACUGCGACUCUACUCUUCAUGCGUAUAAACAAGAAAUUGACAAGUUGUGGAAACAGAGCAACGCGUCCCCGUUCCCCUAUGGAGGGGGGAGGGACGCUGGAAUUCCACAGCCCGCACCGAGGACUCACCCCACGGCUGCCAGUGUCAGAGAGACAAAGGGAAACAAAGAAUUUGCCCAACAAAGAAUACCAGGACAGAGACCCAGAUCCCCGCAAAGUUCCGCACCGCAUUGUGCGCAGGACAAAGAAGCGAAACCUCCUACAUUACCCCUUAAUUUCUCGAAAGAAGCAAACAUUAAGCAGCUCCACAAAGCCAUAAAACCUAUCAGGGUUAUCAAAUGUGAAAAGGAGGACCCCUGCGAAUCACCACGCUCCUACCACCACUGCGAGCAUGACGUGAAGGUCAAAGAAGAAGACAGCUGUGAGGAGCAGCAACGCCGGUGGCAACUUCCAGAAGGUGGGUCACAACCGGAGAGCAACGCACGUGGCCCUGAAGUCCGUGAUGGACAGGGAAUGGGUGGUCACGGCUGGCUUACAGAUCCAAGCAUCACCAGGUCCAAGGAGCUGAACGCGAGCCUGGUACACAAGUGUCCUCCAAGAGGGGAUUCGGGAUUGAAGGGCUCUUCUUCGCUGGGAAGUGAUCCGGAGGAGGUGGAGUAUGAGAUCGGUGCCAGAGUUCGAAGACACUACAGGGGCCUGGUGCUGGGAGGUCGGGGCGGGUAUCCGAGGACACUUCAUACGUCACACUCGAAGGUGGACAGGACGCCGCUUUCCGGAGCUCGAUCUUCAUGUGGUGCAGGACCACGAGGUUUUUCCCGAGCUACCAAGCGAAAACGUGGAUCUGGCAACGUGGCAGCUGAGAGAAAGCCCUUGUUUAACCUCCUGGGAACUUUCCCACCCCCGCCGGCGCUAAUAGUUGGCACUGAUGGGGACCUGAGUCCCGCUUAUUCUUUAAACUCAGCGAAGGACAAGGGGACACCACGCAGGUCGCAUCCCGUGUGGAAGUGGCAGCUCGGGGGAUCCCCGUUGCCUCUACCGCCAAGUCACAGGUUCAAGACAUUUUAAGGGAACAAAGGAGGAGGACAAGAAAACAUAUCUUCACACGGAUUUUAUUUUCCAUCAUGCCGUUCACCCUAAAAUGGAACUGUUUCAUUUUGGUCGGAACCCGUUUACAACCGCUGUAUCUCAAGGAUUUAUAAACAGACUCUCGAAGCUAUUUGAUUGCGGUGUCAUUUUUUGCGGGGUACUUUUGCAAUUGUACUAUU